AUGGAGAUCAUUUUCGUGGUGGUAUCAUUUCAUGGUGAACGUCCACUCAAUAGUACACCAUCGGGUAGUAGUGCACAGAUUCUCAUACAUCAGAGAUACUUCUGGAAUCGAAUAUGGGGUAGUUUUAGUCCACCUUAUUGCACAGAAGCAAAUGUUGCUGCUCAAACACCCAUUCCAGUGUACGAAGACAUGAUCUGUUUAAAAAACUGUACAAGUUCCACUUAUCCCAGUGGUGGACUCUCGACUGCUAUGACAACAACAGAUUGUCAAACAAAUGUGAUUAUUCAAUCAUGGGCUGGUGAACGAUAUGACACACUGAACUUACCCUUGACGACAUCCAUUACGAUUGGCUACCAAUCGAGUGCAUGGAUGACGGGUCUUUAUAUUCGUGCUGCAUCCGGUGCUUGGUCAAUUGUCAAUCGACUUAACUUAGGCUUGAGACCUGAUGGUUAUAUCAACACUAGUNCUGAUAUGUUCAAAACGGAUGGUUUAGUCAAAUUCAGUACAAUGCCUGGAUCAACAAUCAUCUCGAAUGGUUCAUCGAAAUAG
This is a messenger RNA of Adineta ricciae, 549 nucleotides long. NCBI's taxonomy places the organism in Eukaryota, Metazoa, Rotifera, Eurotatoria, Adinetida, Adinetidae. The record is from the annotation of a GenBank genome assembly.